Molecule: messenger RNA, 1707 nt
Organism: Mytilus trossulus (common blue mussel)
Lineage: Eukaryota; Metazoa; Mollusca; Bivalvia; Mytilida; Mytilidae
Product: SCP domain-containing protein 1-like
Exons: 6
Coding region: 159-1571 (470 amino acids)
Cellular component (GO): extracellular region
Source: RefSeq, a predicted model, not a curated record
GUCAAUGGCUUCUAGGUGUCAUACCUAUCUAUCACACAAUGUAAUUGCAGUUUAGGGGGAAAGGAUCAAAGUAUGGCGGAUUGCACAAACUAAAACAAACCAUGUGUAUUUGCGUAGUAUAAAGUGACCAUGGAUAAGUGGUGUUCUUUAAGCUCACAAUGACAUUACCAUCAUUAUACCUCUUGGUUGCUGUAUGUUUCUUUCCUCAUCAAUGUAAAGGGAGAAGUUUUUAUUCAAGAAGAACUUUUCGAAUAGGAGGAUUAAACCAGAAUGGUUUUCCGAUACCUACACCAACGUCUGGAAAUAUUCAAAAGGGGCAGAGCUUUUCUAACUGGAAUGGACGAAUUUCAAACAAAAAUCUUAGAAAUGUACCAACCGGAACAGUAGUUUUAACUUCAAGAACGACAAAUAUGGGAGGUCCUGGAAAAUCAACUACAAUAACCAGAACUAUAACACCAGGCAAAACGUCCGUGGUAAGGAAAAUUCAAAAUAUACCACAUAGUAGGUUUACUUCCCAAAGACGGAUAACACACACCGGAAGUAAUAAUAAUAAAAAUAUACCAGGCUCUAAAACAUUUCAAAAGAAAUGGUGGUCUCAAACAGUCAAUUCGUCAAGACAAGGUUCGAAUUCUCAGUCUUCAAUACAAAAGUCUAAUAAUCCGGUGUGGUCCAAAACUAUACAAAUACCAUCAUCAAAUAGUAAAAAUGUAGAUAUGUCUUCCAUUUUUAAUCAAAUGUUUUCAGGAAAUGUUGGAAACAAUAGUUCUAGAGAUUUUCCAUUUCCAAAGGAUUUUCUAUCAAAUCUUCCACCAGGAGCACUUGUCAAAAUUAGCUCCAGUUCCAGCUCAAGAGUUAUUCCCCAGGGUCGAGUAAUUCAGUCUAUUCGUCCAGGUGUUGGUAAACAGUUUACAAAAGUUGUAUCAACCAAUGGAAACCGAGGAAUCAAAUACGAUGAAGUCAACAAUCAACCAACAAAACAACGUGUUCUUCCUCAACCAAGUGCAUCAAUUAAGAGAGGGGUCAAAUGUGACAAGAAGCUCUGUGAGCACGAGAAGUAUAAUUUACUAGAAAAUCACAACAAGGCACGAAGGUCUGUUCGUCCAUCAGCAUCUAAUAUGAAGAAAUUGAUUUGGGACGUAGAUUUAGAAAGGAGAGCACAAAAGUAUGCUAAGAAGUGUAUCUGGACGCACGAUAAGAAGAGGUCUAAAAAUGCACCAUACAAAUACGUUGGACAGAACAUGCAUGCAAGAAGAGGAACAAGGGAUAUUUUAGCAGCUACCAAAAGUUGGGAAAAGGAACAGGAUCACUACAACAUUUACACCAAUAAUUGCGUACCUGGGGAAAUGUGCGGUCAUUAUACACAGAUGGUGUGGGCUGAUACGGAAACAGUUGGAUGUGCCAUGUGGAAGUGUCCAUAUAUACACAAUCUUGGUUGGAGGGACGCUUACAUUGUAGUUUGUGACUAUGGACCAGGUGGUAACAUUGGUGGAGAGAACCCAUAUAGAAUAGGACAGAAGUGUGCGGAAUGUAGCGAAAGUAACACUUCUUGCGACAAUGGACUAUGUGUUUGAGAAUUUGCUUAAUAUUUGGAGUUUAACAUUUGUGCGCGUUGGGACAUUGCGACUGUUUGAGUCACAUUUUUUGUAAACGCUUUUGUGUUUUGUCUUCUGCGUUUUGUUUUAUUGAUUUAGAAAAAUUGUAGUAUUG